Molecule: messenger RNA, 696 nt
Organism: Peronospora farinosa
Lineage: Eukaryota; Oomycota; Peronosporomycetes; Peronosporales; Peronosporaceae
Source: the annotation of a GenBank genome assembly
AUGCCGCGGCCCCUUCGAGUCACCCGUCACCACCGUGAACACCGCAUCGAUGAGGACCUGGACGAGCUUCACGCCUUGGAAUGCGCAUCACCUCAAGACCGGCCGGCAAUUGACAAAGCGCGACGUCGGGUUGGACGUAUCUGCUCGGCCAUCAACCAGCACCUUCUACGCCAUCAGUUUGACACGGCCGAGAAGGAGUGUGUUGACGAUAUACUGGCCAUGGCCUGUACGGAGCGAGCGGCACGAGCAGGAAGUGUAACACCAGAGACGGGGCCAACUACUCCUGACGAGGAGCAGUUGGAUGAUGGCGUCUGCCCCAUCUCAAGUGACGAUCUCUGGCGGUUCUUCGACGGCAUUAAUACGCCACGACACGUAUUCGACGCGGAGGCUCCAGAUGGUGCUGUCUUCCGCGCUGCAAUGGAUCGCUUGCCCGCUGCUACACGUUUGACGGAGCUACUGAGUGAGCCACCGACAUUCGACGAUAUUGAAGUCAAGCUGCAGGAUGUGCGUGGCGCCUCCGCUACUGGCCUUGAUGGGGUCGGAAAGGUGCGCGUGAUGACCCGGCAAACUGGAGGCCCAUCUGCCUCCAGCAAGCCAUUUACAAGCUAUACACCGGAAUUCUUUCACGGCGGUUGGUGCGGCGGCUGGAAGCGAACGAUCGUCACGCGCCAGGGCGGAAGGUAUUUUGGGCGGUGA